This is a messenger RNA of Pelmatolapia mariae (spotted tilapia), 3068 nucleotides long. RefSeq names its product serine/arginine repetitive matrix 3 (gene srrm3). NCBI's taxonomy places the organism in Eukaryota, Metazoa, Chordata, Actinopteri, Cichliformes, Cichlidae. Gene Ontology annotation, molecular function: mRNA binding. Bases 201 to 2147 code for a protein of 648 amino acids. The record is from RefSeq and is a predicted model, not a curated record. The transcript is spliced from 14 exons.
UGCGCUGUCCACUUCAGCACCACAAAGCCGAGCGGAGGCAGCGGGCUAGCUAACACGGGUGGGACUGAAGAUACGGCUCAACAUCAGCACCAGCGCCAACCCGAGUCCCAGAUACAGAAAAUACUGAAAAUUAGCCAGCGAUAUUCGACAGAAACACCGACAGCAAGGAGGCAAGCGACUACAAAAAAGAUUCAGUAAUCAUGUAUGAUGCAACAAGGGUGCCGUCUCCGAAAGAUGGUGCAAACGGUUUGGCCCAGCCGGUUGUCCCCGGAGCAGGAGCGGGAACAGCUGUAGGAUCUGGAGGGCCAACUGCAACUACAGUGCUGCAAGCUAAAACUGAAGAGGGGCAGCCAGUUAAGGAGGAGGAGGAGGAGCCCAAAGCAGAGCCUGUCCUGGUGAAGAAGCCCCACAGAGAGAUUCUGGACCAUGAGAGGAAGAGGAGGGUGGAGCUCAAAUGUAUGGAGCUCCAAGAGAUGAUGGAGGAGCAAGGGUACACAGAAGAAGAAAUCCAACAGAAAGUAAGCACAUUCAGACAAAUGCUGAUGGACAAAGAAGGCGUUAUCACCAGAGAAGGCUCCCACACACAACCAAUGGUCAACCACCUGCACUAUCCCCCUGAUGGGUAUGAAGAGGACCCUGAAGUGAUUGGCUAUGAAGAUGGAGAUUAUGGGCAUGACUACCAUGGUGACAACAGGGUGAAGAGGAAAUCAAGCAGCUCACCUUCCCCUCGUCCAAAGAAAAGGAAGAAGAAGAAAUCUGGCCGUCGAAGGAGUCGGUUUGGCAGCUCCUCACCCACUCACAGAGAGAAGAAGAAAAAGAGUGGGAAGAAACACAAACGAGACAGAUCUGCAUCUGGCUCCAGGAAAAAGAGAAGACACAGGUCGGGAAGCCCAAAGAACAAACAUAAAGACAAGAACAAACAGAAAAAGAGGUCCCCUGAUGAAACACCCAGCAGGAGUUCACAGCGUCAAGGCAGCUGCUGCAGCUCUCGAAGUCCCUCCUUGUCUUCCAUCAGGAGCGCCUCCAGAUCACCCACCAGAUUAAACUCCAAACACAAGACGGACGGUCAAAAGAUGUCUGACACCCCACAGUCCCCGGCCCCCGAGAGUCCCACCACUUGGCACAACGGGGACCACACCCAGCGAAGCCGCAACGGCAAGGCCGGCAGACUCAACCACACCGAUGGCGAGAAAGGGAACGAUAAGUUCCACAUGCUGACUGCCAGCUCUGCAAUCGUCCAGUCAUCUCUGCUGAGAGAGCACAAGAUCCACAGCGCCCCUAUCAGGAACCAGAUGGGAAAGAUGUGUGUGGCAGAAGAUGCUGGGAGUGUCGAUGGCAGGGGCACAGCUAUAGGGAGCUCUCUGAGCAAGGCGUCAGGGAGGAGAGGAGGCCAGAGAGGUCAGAAUAAGAGCUCCCACUCCCCUGCUCACAGCAGUGAUUCGACCCACUCCCAUCACAACCAUACUUACAGAGGGAGGAGCUCUCGUCACCAGAGAAAGGGAAAAGGUGGCCACUCUUCCAAGAGACACCACCGAUCCAGUCGGGGUCAGGCACGCCACCGGAGCACAUCAGCGUCUCCAGGGCACCAAUCACACACGUCAGCCAACAAAGUCGGGAGCAAGGCAAACCUCCGACAGCGCAGCAGCUCCUGGAGCAGCGGGCGUUCAUCCUCGCCCUCUGCCUCCAAAGACAGAGGACCCAGCAAGGCCAAGUCCCCACACAACAGGCAGAACGCCUCCAGGGACAGGGAGAGUGCCAACCGCUCUGACACUGACAGCCGAGCUCGCCGCCGUUCACGCAGCUACUCACCUAUCCGCAAAAGAAGAAGAGAUUCACCCAGCUUCAUGGAGGCUCGCAGGAUCACCAGUGCUCGGAAGCGGCCGAUCCCAUACUACCGGCCCAGUCCUUCAUCUUCCAGCUACGACAGCAGCCCGUCACGAUCCAGCCGCAGCCACAGCCACAGCUACAGCAGCUACAGCCGCAGCAGAAGUCACAGCAGGAGCCACAGCAGGAGCCGCAGCCAGAGCUGGAGCCGCAGCCACAGCUGGAGUCGCAGCCAAAGCCGGAGCUGGAGUCGCAGCAGGAGCCGCUCCCGCAGCCACCACAGUUAUUACAGCCGCAGCAGCUAUGACAGCCCGGGGUUCUGAUGGCAACCAGCAGAACGAGAACGACAAAAAAAAAAAAAAAAAAAAAAAAAAAACAGGAACAAAAGGAGAAGUGCUGUUAAACCUGCUGCACCCCGGUAGAUUCAUUACGUAUCCUUAGCAAGUCCUCGGCAGGGGCCGCACAGCUGUACAGCCCGGGAUCCAAAUUCCUUCACCAUGGACCAUUCUAUCUCUAACACAGAGCCUGGAUCAAAGAGAGGAAAAUGUAUUUUGAUAUAGCACAUUACCAUGAAAUUGGCUGUCACUGUUCAUGUCUUCUCACACAUUCAAGGAAAGGUUUUUUCUUUUUUACAUGUCUAAAAUGAAUUGGCUGAGCCCAAAGAACAAAUGUAUGUUAGCACUUUCCUUCUCAUCUUCCACACAGCUACCAAAAAUACAUUCAAUAACAGUUAAUAACAGUUAUAUAAGUAUAUAUAUAUAGAUAUAUAUCAAAUAUAUCCUGAAAAGAGGGGCUGAGUAGAAGACGAAAAGAAGGCAGAAACAUCGAAAUCACACAGCUUACUGUACAUUUCACAGAAUCACUUUGUUUACUCUCAUCAUGUAAUCAUCAACCCCAAAGACUUCCAGUUCAUCCAAGCACACAGAUCAACAAAAAGAGAACAAAAGAGAAGUCAGAGGAUGAAUCAGGAAAAGAAAUAAAAAUAACUUUUUUUUUUUGUUUUUUUAGGAGAAAACUGUAUUGCAUAGAUUUGUCUGUACAGAUGUAAACUCUCUUAAGUUUGGCUUUGUAAACUAUGCACUGUAUAUUCCAUAUAGUUUGAAGAGGUAUGUUCAGCAUGAUGCAUCAGGAGAGACUCAAGGGACCUGAUGGAAAUGAGAUGUGCCAGCAGGGUGAAUCUGCCUUCCCCCUUCCCCCUGACCUGCAAACAGAGGUGAAUGAAACGGGGGGGGGGGGGGGGGCGC